Messenger RNA from Engraulis encrasicolus (European anchovy), 2161 nucleotides. It is a transcript of the gene twist2, whose product is annotated as twist2. The coding region runs from base 160 to 648 and encodes 162 amino acids. The transcript is spliced from 2 exons. Gene Ontology annotation, biological process: developmental process; regulation of transcription by RNA polymerase II. Gene Ontology annotation, molecular function: DNA-binding transcription factor activity, RNA polymerase II-specific; RNA polymerase II transcription regulatory region sequence-specific DNA binding; protein dimerization activity. The record is from RefSeq and is a predicted model, not a curated record. Lineage: Eukaryota; Metazoa; Chordata; Actinopteri; Clupeiformes; Engraulidae.
UUGAGUGCCCCAGUCAAAACACCAAAGUCUACGAGAGAAGAUCCAACUCCACUUCAAAAAUUGUCUGUGUGGCUGCAACAACGGAUAUAUUCCCUCACCACGGAUUCUAAGGUGGAGAGCGUUUUUUCUUCCCUUUCCUUGCAUUUCUCUAAAAAAGAGAUGGAAGAGAGUUCGAGUUCUCCCGUCUCCCCUGUGGAUAGCAUAGUGACCAGCGAGGAGGAGUUGGACAGACAACAGAAAAGGUUUGGAAGGAAGAGGAGACACAGUAAAAAGUCGAGCGAGGACGGCAGCCCUUCGUCCUCCGUGAAACGGGGCAAAAAACCCAGUCCGAGCAGCACGCAGUCCUACGAGGAGUUGCAGAACCAACGUGUGCUGGCCAACGUCAGGGAGAGGCAAAGGACUCAGUCGCUCAACGAAGCUUUUGCGUCGUUACGAAAAAUCAUCCCGACCCUUCCAUCGGAUAAACUCAGCAAGAUCCAGACUUUGAAGCUAGCCUCGCGGUACAUUGACUUCCUCUGUCAGGUGCUGCAGAGCGACGAGAUGGACAGCAAGAUGUCAAGCUGCAGUUACGUUGCGCACGAGAGACUCAGUUAUGCCUUCUCGGUGUGGAGGAUGGAGGGCGCGUGGUCUAUGUCGGCGACCCAUUAGCUACCAAGACGCCCUGAUUAUGCCAAAGGGACUGUUUACUUCCACUAUAUGAAGACACCAAAGGAUUAAUUGAAGAACCUUCGAACCUCAAAGACUUUUUAUGAGACGUAAUGUGAUACACAGCUGCGGACUCUGAUUGAAUACUUCAGGCAUCAGACAUCUGUGAAGAAGACAGAGAACUGACCACGCGUAAUAACUGACUUAUUACAUUGCGGUACCCAGUGUUCAGUGGCGUCUCCUGUGUCGACUAACACAUUUAUUACCAUUUAACGAGUUAUUAAAUGUUGGUGUGGUUGGAGAGCGAAAGCCAUUUGAUAACUUUAAAGAAUACCAUAUUUCAUAUGUUGUUUUUUUAUCUUUAAAUAGAAUUUUAUAUAUAAAUGUUUCGAUACAAAAUAUUGUACAUAGGCUACCUGUGAUUAUCGCCAGCUUUAAAAAGGGACCAAUGCAAUUUAGAGUAAUUCUUUUUUGAGGUACGCUGCAUGGAUUCUGGUAGGAUAAUGUAGACAGCAUUCUCAAAAUCCGUCCAUUGUAUAUUUGUGCUUAUUUAUUAAAACUCAUAUUUUUUGAACGGUAUAGUUGGAAGUCAUUGUUUUGGACAGAACACCUUACAGGUCCAGUUUUACGCACAACGUCAAAUCACGUCAUUCUACCUUGUACAGUAUUUGGGUUAUGAAUAGGUAGGUGAGUUCAAAUAAGCUGUAAUAAACGCAAUUGAAAUAUAGCAUUCCAUUCCACAUCGCUUUAAAUUCUGCACGCACUCUAUUUGGUUGCCACAUGCAUGGCAGAUCUCACCUCAAAGGCUACAUGAGGGACUGUGGGUUUUCACAUGAAGCCAGACAAAUUACUAAGGUGUGAGGAAGAAUGGGAAUAGUUGUGUGGGUUUAUUUCGCCCUCCCUUGUUGUGGAAAGCAAAAAAGCAGCAAAAGCCUUUUGUUAGAACUGUACACACAGGUUCAUUAGCAAAGGAGAAGUGCUAGCCAGUUCUAAACCAAGGCGUAUAAAAGGCCUGUCCGCCUUAAUAGCAAGUAAUGGCUUAAAUGGUGAUAGCCGGAGGGAAACUCUUUAACGAGCAAAGGAACCCGAACCACACCGCAGAUAACGACAGCAGCUAUUUGCUGAACUUUAAAUACCGGACCCCUACCAGACCGCUUAUUUUUUCCUUUCUAGCUAAACCACACUGGAAAAGCAUAAAAUUGUUUACAUCUAAUUUUCCCAGACUUCAUGAGAUCCAAAUCUGCGAAAGUGAUAAUGCACAAUGUGUCCAUACCCUGCACAAAUAAUGGUCUUGGCAUGCGUGCUGCACAUGCAUAAUACAGCACAAUGCGCAUAAACAUUAAUUAUUUGUUUUUGCAAGGCCCAGCUUAUAUACACGCUGUUCUUAGAAUUAACCAAAAUCAACACGUGUGUGCAUGUUGGUCUGAAAACUACAGGCCUUGAAGGAAAACAUUUGCAGGAUGCAUUGAAGGCAAUUAUUUAAAUAUUAAUGGUUUUUCAGACGUCGGUAGUGCUU